Messenger RNA from Penicillium malachiteum, 951 nucleotides. RefSeq names its product signal recognition particle receptor subunit beta. Lineage: Eukaryota; Fungi; Ascomycota; Eurotiomycetes; Eurotiales; Aspergillaceae. The coding region runs from base 1 to 951 and encodes 316 amino acids. The transcript is spliced from 2 exons. The record is from RefSeq and is a predicted model, not a curated record.
AUGUCGAGUCAGGCAAACUGGAAGUCCGUGACGGGCAUCGCCACGUUACUUUUCGAUGGAAAUCUAGUCGCAAUUGCUAUUGCAGUGCUAUUUACAUUCGGUGUACCGAUUCUUCUCCAUAUUCUCUUUUUCAGGGCUGCGGCAUCGCCGCCAUCUAGCAACUUCUUGUUGCUAGGCCCGAGCGGAUCAGGAAAAACGGCAUUUACAACCUUGCUCGAGGCAAAGUCCUCCCCCGCAUCAAAGAAGACACAACUCACCCACACCUCGCAAACCUCCACCUUAGUCUCUGUCAGCUUGCCACCAAGUGUCCCUACUGGAUCCAACCGCUACCGCUCCGUCAACGAUCCCUCCUUAAAAGAGGCAACCCGGGAUCCUAUUCGGUACUUCGUCAAAGAUACACCGGGCCAUGGCAAGUUGCGCACAUCACAAGGAAUCGGGGAGUUACAAGCUAUGGCAACCUCGAAAGAAAACAAGACCAAGAUCCGUGGCGUGAUCUUUAUGGUUGAUACUGCCGCACUGGUAGAUGAGGGUAAUCUGCGGGACACUGCAACCUAUCUGCACGAUGUGCUGCUGGUUCUACAGAAGCGCGAGCUGAACAAGACAUCCACUAAGCGGUCCAGCGAGAUCCCUGUUCUUGUCGCUGCGAACAAGCAGGAUCUUUUCACAGCUCUUCCUCCGGGCUCUGUGCGGGAGAAGCUUGAAGCUGAGAUUGAUCGGAUUCGCAAGUCCAAGACUAAGGGCUUGAUGGAUGCUUCCGCAGACGCUGGAUUGGAUGCCGAGGAGGAUAUCCUGGGUAAUGAUGACGCGCAGGGUGUUUUCAACUUCAAGGCUCUUGAAGAUGAAACUGGCGUUAAGGUUGAAGUGGUGGGUGGUGCUGUCAAGGGUGAUGCAGAGGAGGAAUUUGGGUCGGGAGUCCUUCGCUGGGAAGAGUGGAUUGGCAUGUGUCUAUAA